AUGUACGCCACAGUGCCGAUUCUGACGUUGGGGCCAUACUCCCUCGCCCUUGUGGCGGGGCUCCUGCUGUACUGGAACACCUCUCUAAUCGUUUCGCGGGUGCUGACCGCCUUCAUUGUCUCCAUGAUCGCCAUGAAGGUGGACCUGGCCUUUCACCUGUUCUUUAGCUGCUGCCACCGGGUCGUCUCUCUUCUGUGUCGCUUCCGCACGUUCUGGAGCCCGAACGACUCCCUCGACUUCCUCCAGACGCAGUCGCAGUUCUACUCCAUUGCGGACGUGGUGAGCCUCGCAUUGCUGGUCGGCAACGCCAUGCAGUUUUGGACAGCCGCCUUGGUGACGCGCAUCGCCCUCUCCGCUCUUGCCACCCGCACAGAGCUGAGCAUUCGCUGGUGGCAGUCGCAAUCCACAGCCGAGCAUGCCCUUUUUGUUUUGGGGUCUCUCUUGUGCUGCACGGGGUGCGCGCUGCAGUGGGCUUACUAUACCCUUCUCCCAACUGAGGAGAGGACCCAGGGUGGGACAGGCUCGCUUCUGAUGUGGUACACGUCCAUUGUGUAUAUUGUAGAAGUGGGACUGCGCAGCGCAUGCACGCUGGCGACGACGGUGAUGCGGAUGUGGGGCUACAGAGUACUCAAGUCGCUGGCCAGCCAAGUCGAUCACAUCUCCGUGCGAGCACUCGAGGACUCCGGCCUGAACCCGUUCUCCGAGGUGCACGACCUCUACAUGCAGUACCUCUACGCUGUCGCGUGCGCCGCCACGGCGUGGUACUACACCUCGUCCUCUACCCCAAUGUGGAUGCAGUGCUUCAUGCUGGUGCGCCUCUACUUCAUCACGCUGGCCUCCGGCAAGCUGCACUACUAUCGCCAGGUGCUUGAUCGCUUUCCUUCCGUCACCGCGGACCCGACGAAGACGUGUGGCAUCUGCCUCGACGACUUUGUGGAUGGAGAGAAUGUGAAAUGCCUGCCGUGUGGGCACACGUUCCACGGAGCGUGUGUGCGCUCCUGGCUCAUCCGCGCUGCUGUGUGUCCGACGUGCCGGCAACCUGCUGCGCAAUCGCGUCACCACCACUUCGCGGCGGCUCACCAUGAGCGCAUUUCACGGCAGCCGCAGGUUUCGCUGGAUAUGCGUAUACCUGCAGCUGGCGGCGGCUUCACGGGGUCGCUGCAGCCGCUUGCCCCGCGGCUGCCAGCCGCCGCUCCCCUAGCCCGUGCAUCAAGCCAAUAUAUAAGUCGCAGCGGUGCUGAAACGCAGUCGCAGUCGCCAUCGCUUCCAGUCGAGCUUCGAAGGCUGCCACAUUAUGAAGAGCUACAACGCGUCGAUGCCAAACGCCGGUCGCUCGCCCUUCACCGCCAGCAGCAGCUCAUCUCAGAAGAAACGGAGGGUCGCGUGAGAGAACAAAGCGCCGCCAUCGAUGCCCUUCUUUUUACGGAGACGCCGCUCCUUCCGGCAGAGUCAACGUCGCUGCCCCCACAGCACGGCACUUCAGGACGUCGCAAGCGGCAGCGACCGCCGCCGGAAAGCACUGCUGGAAGCGUCACAAGCGCGCGACACGCAGCUUUUUCUGGAGCUGCAGCAACAGAAGACGUGUCAUCGCGGCGGAGAAUGGAGUAG
Leishmania mexicana MHOM/GT/2001/U1103 is the source of this 1608-nucleotide messenger RNA. RefSeq lists its product as hypothetical. The record is from RefSeq and is a predicted model, not a curated record. Bases 1 to 1608 code for a protein of 535 amino acids. NCBI's taxonomy places the organism in Eukaryota, Euglenozoa, Kinetoplastea, Trypanosomatida, Trypanosomatidae. The transcript has a single exon.